UGAAAGAAAAUUAUUCCCGUGAAACCCUAUUCUUCAGCUUGGUAUCAGAGCUAACAAUUUGCUUGCCAAAAUCCUCAUUCUUCCUCUCUUUCAAUCCCUGUUCUCUGAAACCAUGUCGGAUAUUUCAAAUGAGUCCACUACUGUUCCUCAACCUUCUCUGAACAAUCCCAUCAUCACUGAUUCUUCAAAAAUCAAUCCUACCACCUCGGAAUCUCACUCUAUCCAAACCACCACGAUUCGCUUGAAUGGUGACAACUUUCUGAGAUGGUUUCAAUCAGUUCGGAUGUACAUCAGAGAUCGUGGAAAGAUGGGCUACCUGACGGGUGAAAAGAAGGCUCCUACAGUGGAUGAUCCGAACUAUGCUAUAUAGGAUGCUGAGAAUUCCAUGGUGAUGACAUGGCUUGUGAAUUCUAUGGAAGAAGACAUUAGCUCUAAUUACAUGUGCUAUCCAAUAGCACAAGAGCUUUGGGAGAAUGUAAAUUAGAUGUAUUCUGAUUUAGGGAAUCAAUCACAGAUCUUUGAAUUAACCCUCACACUUGGUGAGAUACGACAAGGGGAGGACAACGUCGCAAAGUACUUCAACUCCUUGAAGCGGAUCUGGAAAGAUCUUGACCUCUUCAACACCUAUGAGUGGAAAUCUACCGAGGAUAGACUUCAUCAUAAGAAGACCAUGGAAGACAAUCGGAUCUUCAAGUUCUUGGUUGUCCUUAAUGUCGAGUUUGAUGAGGUAAGAGGGAGAAUAAUUGGAAGACAACCCCUGCCUUCAAUUGGUGAAGUUUUUUCAGAAGUUAGAAGAAAAGAGAGUCGGAGGAAUGUGAUGCUGGGCAAGAAGGGCCCUGGAGUUGCUAUUGAAGGUUCAACCUUGGUUACCACGGGUGGAGGCUAUAAUAAAGCUGCUGCAUUUCAGCGCAAAUCAGAUGAAAGACCACAGGUUUGGUGUGAUUUUUGCAACAAAGCCAUACUCGUGAGAACUGUUGGAAAAUCCAUGGGAAACCUGCAAAUUGGAAAGGAAAAACAGGUGACAAACCAAGCCGAGCCAUUAUUCCUACUGCUAAUGAGGCUGAGACCAGCCCCUUCACCACUGAGCAAAUGGAGCAUCUUCUUGCACUGCUGAAAUCCAACUUGACAUCCGGUACUUCUAGUGUUUCUUUGGCACACACAGGAUCAGAGCUCGGGGAAGACGAUUGGCAGUGCUAGGAUGAUCAGUGGUCUCUAUUAUUUUGAGGAUAAUUUACCUAGUAAUAAAAUUGCUCAAGGACUAAGUAGUAUUAGUUCUCUUUCUGUUCGUGAUCAAAUAAUGGUUUGACAUUGCAGAUUAGGCCAUCCUAGUUUCUCUUAUUUAAAACAUUUAUUUCCAGUGUUAUUUCAAAAGGUUGAUCCUUUAUCAU
Molecule: messenger RNA, 1388 nt
Organism: Vitis riparia (riverbank grape)
Lineage: Eukaryota; Viridiplantae; Streptophyta; Magnoliopsida; Vitales; Vitaceae
Exons: 2
Coding region: 485-1114 (209 amino acids)
Source: RefSeq, a predicted model, not a curated record